Rotaria sp. Silwood1 is the source of this 576-nucleotide messenger RNA. Lineage: Eukaryota; Metazoa; Rotifera; Eurotatoria; Philodinida; Philodinidae. The record is from the annotation of a GenBank genome assembly.
AUGAUUAAACUUCCGGAUACAUUCUAUUUUUUAACGAAUUGGGAACCAAAUUUUCAUUGUUCUCAUGCACGACGUAUUGGUGCUCGGGGUGACGGUGGCAAAUGGGUCUGUGAUCCGUAUCGAUUGAAAUUACGUCACGAUUGUUUAAUUUACAGUGUUGGAUCCAGUGGCGAUUUUUCAUUUGAAAUCGAGAUAAAAAAAGUCAUACCUCAUUGUGAAAUUCAUGCAUUUGAUCAAAACCCAUACCUAUGCCCGACGAAUAUAUGUAGCUUUCAUCAGGUUACAUUUGGCGAUGGAAUUCAGCCAAAUAGCUCAAAGAGUUGGCUAACUGUUGUUGAAGCGCUGAAUCAUACGAAUCGAUUGAUUGAUAUAUUGAAAAUUGAUAUUGAAGGUGGUGAAUAUUCAUUUUUUCCUCGUCUACUGAACUCGAGUUUAAAAGCACAUAUUAAAGUAGAAGUUACUGCGACAGUUAUAACUUUGGAUCAAGAGAAAAAAAAAUUUUCUUGUAUACUUCCACCAUUAGGACCUCAACUAACGGAUAGUCAAGUUGAAGUCGUUGGUUUUGAAAAACUUUAA